Molecule: messenger RNA, 1227 nt
Organism: Apaloderma vittatum (bar-tailed trogon)
Lineage: Eukaryota; Metazoa; Chordata; Aves; Trogoniformes; Trogonidae
Product: cadherin-19-like
Exons: 5
Biological process (GO): cell morphogenesis; multicellular organism development; homophilic cell-cell adhesion
Cellular component (GO): plasma membrane; adherens junction; catenin complex
Molecular function (GO): cadherin binding; calcium ion binding
Source: RefSeq, a predicted model, not a curated record
GUACUCCUUUGUCCACAGCAGGCAUUUAAAGAGAUUGUUCAGCAUCAAUGAAUACAAUGGAACAAUCAUUACAACUCAACCUCUGGACCGAGAGAUCGCUUCUUGGCACAACAUAACUGUUACAGCCACAGAAACAAGAAAUCCUGAAAAAAUUUCAGAGGCUAAUGUAUAUAUCCAAGUUCUUGAUAUUAAUGAUCAUGCACCAGAAUUGCCUAAGUAUUAUGAAACAUUUGUCUGUGAAAAUGCAGUUUCUGGCCAGCUAAUUCAAAGCAUCAGUGCGGUGGAUCAAGAUGACUCAGCAGAAGGUCACCAUUUUUACUUCUCCUUGGCUCCGGAGACCACAAACAACUCACGUUUUACUGUCAAAGAUAAUCAAGAUAACACAGCUGGAAUUUUCAUAGCAAAAAGUGGCUUCAGGAGGCAAGAGCAGUUUUAUUUCUACUUGCCAAUCUUAAUUCUGGAUAACGGAACCCCACCACUGACAAGCACAAAUACCCUCACUAUCACAGUCUGCGACUGUGACACAGAGGUUAACAUCCUUUACUGUCGAUAUGGAGCUUUCAUGUACGCCAUGGGUCUCAGCACAGAAGCUUUAGUUGCUGUUUUGGCUUGCGUACUAGUACUCCUAGUAUUCUUUUUAGCAGUUGUAGCCAUAAGGCAGCAGAGGAAGAAAUCCCCCUUUUCAGAGAAAAUGGAAGAAUUCAGAGAGAACAUUGUCAGGUAUGACGAUGAAGGUGGUGGUGAGCAGGACACAGAAGCCUUUGAUAUUUCAGCACUGAGGACCCGCACUGUCAUGCGAACGCACAAACCGCGGAAGAAGGUCACCACAGAAAUACACAGCCUCUACAGACAGUCUCUGCAGGUUGGUCCCGACAGCGCGAUCUUCAGGCAAUUCAUUUCAGAAAAGCUUGAAGAAGCGAAUACAGACCCUAGUGUUCCUCCAUAUGACUCCCUUCAGACCUAUGCAUUUGAGGGGACCGGCUCUUCGGCAGGAUCGCUCAGCUCUCUAGGUUCUAAUGUGUCAGAUGCGGAUCAGAGUUACGACUACCUUACAGACUGGGGACCUCCCUUUAAACACCUUGCAGGCAUGUACGCUUCCCAUAGAGGUGUGGGGGAUUAGUUAUAUUUUGGUUUCUUGCUUUAUUUUCCUAAAUCUCAGCUACCAAAAGUAACUGUGGAUUUUUAAAAAGGAGAUUAUCCCACAUGUAGCUAUGAAAAAUAAAAGCC